Messenger RNA from Dipodomys ordii (Ord's kangaroo rat), 294 nucleotides. RefSeq names its product HIG1 hypoxia inducible domain family, member 1C (gene Higd1c). The coding region runs from base 1 to 294 and encodes 97 amino acids. Gene Ontology annotation, cellular component: mitochondrion. NCBI's taxonomy places the organism in Eukaryota, Metazoa, Chordata, Mammalia, Rodentia, Heteromyidae. The record is from RefSeq and is a predicted model, not a curated record. The transcript is spliced from 3 exons. Gene Ontology annotation, biological process: mitochondrial respirasome assembly.
AUGUCUUCAGAUAACCAGUGGUCAGCAGGUAAGGAUGAAGGCCCAUUUUCCCGACUGAUCAGGAAGUCUAAGGACUCCCCGUUUGUCCCUGUAGGUCUAGCAGGUUUUGUGACUGUGGUGUCAUAUGGGCUUUACAAGUUAAAGUACAAAAGAGAUGAGAAAGUAUCCAUUCAUCUAAUUCACAUGCGAGUUGCUGCCCAAGGAUUUGCUGUAGGAGCUGUGACUCUAGGUGUUCUCUAUUCUAUGUAUAAGGAUUACAUUAGACCUCGAUUCUUCAAUGUGUCCAAAAAAUGA